Syngnathus acus (greater pipefish) is the source of this 787-nucleotide messenger RNA. RefSeq names its product smx5 (gene lsm2). NCBI's taxonomy places the organism in Eukaryota, Metazoa, Chordata, Actinopteri, Syngnathiformes, Syngnathidae. Gene Ontology annotation, biological process: mRNA splicing, via spliceosome. The record is from RefSeq and is a predicted model, not a curated record. Gene Ontology annotation, molecular function: RNA binding. The coding region runs from base 8 to 367 and encodes 119 amino acids. Gene Ontology annotation, cellular component: P-body; U6 snRNP; Lsm1-7-Pat1 complex. The transcript has 5 exons.
CGGUGAAAUGACGUCAUGGUACGUCUGCCUACAUCAUCGACGUCAGCCCAAACGCCGCAAAAAUCAAAACGGCGCAGCAAUGCUUUUCUACUCGUUUUUCAAAUCGCUCGUGGGCAAAGACGUGGUGGUGGAGCUUAAAAACGACCUCAGCAUAUGUGGAACUCUUCAUUCAGUUGACCAGUACCUCAACAUCAAGCUGACAGACAUCAGUGUCACGGAUCCAGAAAAAUAUCCACACAUGUUGUCAGUGAAAAACUGCUUCAUCCGCGGCUCGGUGGUGCGCUACGUGCAGCUGCCCGCCGACGAGGUGGACACGCAGCUACUUCAAGACGCCACACGCAAAGAAGCCAUGCAGCAAAAGCAGUGACCGCAGGUGUGGGUGGGACAUGGGGUGGUUAGGGUCUUUAUUAAUCAUGGUUCAGUUGUCACAAAGAUUUGAGUUGUUUUGUGUUCUCUUAAAAAGAGAGACAAAGUUGAUCUUUGUUAGUCAACUCCAUAUUUGAUAUUAAGAAUACAUCUUAAAAAGGUUGAAAAAUGCUGACUAUUAAUGUUUUAAUAAUUCCUGAAAGGGUUUGGUUAAGCACAGCAGAUUUCAUACCUUUCUUAGUUUGUUUACUGUUCAAAAAAAAAAAAGCAAAUGGCAAACCUUUGUAUGAAAACAGGUAUUUUUUUAAAGUUGUGUUUUGAUGUCUUUUUUGUUGUUUUUACUGUGACUUUAUGCUUGGCCUCAUGAUACCAAGUGUAAAUGUUCAAAUAUUCAUUUCUGGGAAAUAAAAAAGCAAAAUCU